Molecule: messenger RNA, 1306 nt
Organism: Coregonus clupeaformis (lake whitefish)
Lineage: Eukaryota; Metazoa; Chordata; Actinopteri; Salmoniformes; Salmonidae
Product: V-type proton ATPase subunit F
Exons: 2
Coding region: 95-454 (119 amino acids)
Biological process (GO): proton transmembrane transport
Cellular component (GO): proton-transporting V-type ATPase, V1 domain; membrane
Molecular function (GO): proton-transporting ATPase activity, rotational mechanism
Source: RefSeq, a predicted model, not a curated record
GGAAGUACUGGUCAGCUGACAGCUUCGUGAUUCAGAGAAGAAACAAAGUCCAGUCAUUGCAUGUUUUUGCUGUUUUAUGUUGUAGAAUUGAAUAAUGGCUGGGCGAGGUAAAUUAAUUGCCGUCAUUGGUGAUGAAGAUACGUGUACUGGGUUCCUACUCGGUGGCAUUGGCGAGCUGAAUAAAAAUCGUAAACCGAAUUUCUUGGUGGUCGAGAAGGAGACAAGCAUCGCAGAGAUAGAGGAGACCUUCAAGAGUUUCCUGACCCGCAAUGACAUCGGAAUCAUCCUGAUCAACCAGUUCAUAGCAGAGAUGAUCCGUCACGCCAUCGACCAGCACAUGGAGUCCAUCCCUGCAGUGCUGGAGAUCCCCUCCAAGGAGCACCCGUACGACGCCUCCAAGGACUCCAUCCUACGCAGGGCUAAGGGCAUGUUCUCCGCUGAGGACUUCCGAUAAACACACAACACGUACCCAAAGAUGCAUAGCCAUGGUCUGGGCAGGGACAGAGAUGGAGGAGGGGGACUUUGGAGACUUUCAUGAUCCUAAAUGUGUUAUCUUGCGUAAUGCCAUGGAAGGCUGUAAAGUAUGAAUUGGCCUGAUGGCAGUUUCAUGUGUUAUCCAUAUUGAAUGAGUCCAUAUGUGGUCCCUACAGUCCCACUCUCAUCUCUUGCAGGGUCCUGCUCCAUCCAUCUGGCAAUGCACUUUCUCCAGACCCAAUGUUGAAUUGUUUGUUGUAAUAUUUAGUUUUUCAUUCCUUUGCCUGGAACAUUAUGGUAUUACUAUUAAUUGACCACAUUGAUGGUUGGAUUGUUUUAUUGUCUAUGCCUUUCCGGGUUAUUCAUCUUGUAUUAGAUUUUACGCAGGUACUGUAUCUUGUAGUGGUCUCAUCCAGUCUGUUUUUCAAAUGCUUGCUUCAUUUUGUCAUAUCCUUGGGGAGAGUGUGCUUGCAUAAGACAUCUCAGCAAAUAAUUGUGGAUAGUCAUUAUUCAGAGCAUGCAUGUGACAAUGACUGUUUUAACUUCACAUUUGUAAUUUAUGGAAACAAGCCCUAUGCCCCUAUGUGUAUCUUUAAAAAGAAUUGUAAAGUAGCAUUUCAUCAUCUGGUGAAAUGUACCCUGUGGAUUGGAGAAUAGUAUUGUACAUCUCAUUAACAGAAAAUCCACACAGAAAAAUCCACAGCUUGAAAAAACGGUAUGUUGAGCACUGCAAAAUGACUACCUGUCGUAAUGUUUUGCGAUUGUGACAGUUUUAACUUAUACCUGUAAAAAAAAGAAAUGAAUGUUUAAGAAAAUAAAUUAUUCUAUCCAA